Nicotiana tabacum (common tobacco) is the source of this 771-nucleotide messenger RNA. The record is from RefSeq and is a predicted model, not a curated record. NCBI's taxonomy places the organism in Eukaryota, Viridiplantae, Streptophyta, Magnoliopsida, Solanales, Solanaceae.
UUUCCCUAACAUUGACUUGUUUAGAGCAGACCGAUCCUAAUUGGAGCAAUUUCCUGUAUGAUGAGUCUGAAAGAAUAAUCAAUCUCAUUGACUUUGGAGCAGCUCGGGACUACCCCAAACCUUUUGUGGAUGAUUAUUUGAGAAUGGUUUUUGCUUGCGCAAACAAUGACCGGGGAGCUAUAAUAAAGUUGUCUCAGAGGCUUGGUUUCCUCACAGGAGAAGAAUCUGAAAUAAUGAUGGAGACGCAUGUCCAGGCAGGUUUUGUUGUGGGGUUGCCAUUUUCAAAGCUUGGAGGCUAUGAUUUUCGAGCUAACAAUAUUACCCAAAGCAUUUCAAAUCUAGGCGCUACAAUGCUGAGGCACAGGCUGACACCGCCACCUGAGGAAGCUUAUAGUCUUCACCGUAAACUUUCUGGAGCUUUCCUUGCUUGCAUAAAGCUCGGGGCUGUUGUGCCGUGCAGGGAGCUCUUACUUGAAGUGUACGAGAAAUAUGAAUUUGGCGAAUAUGGUAACGAAAAAUUGGCAAGUGGAUCAGGGUCAUGAUGGAGAUCCUUCUUCCGCAUUGUAACUUGUCCUGCGGAUUCAAGAAUGAAGCAGAGUCCUUAAGAGCGAAAAAGCCAACUAACAUGGUUUGGAAUGCAAUUAAAUGGCAGUGCCUGCAGCUCCAUUUGUGAUCGCAUUGGCUAUGCCUCCAUUUAGUGCAGUCUAUUUGUAACACUCCUCAAAUUUAUAAAAGUUUCGAGACACGCUAAUUAUAGAAUUAAAUUAUUAU